Messenger RNA from Copidosoma floridanum, 1947 nucleotides. RefSeq lists its product as uncharacterized. Gene Ontology annotation, biological process: regulation of transcription by RNA polymerase II. The record is from RefSeq and is a predicted model, not a curated record. Gene Ontology annotation, molecular function: DNA-binding transcription activator activity, RNA polymerase II-specific; RNA polymerase II cis-regulatory region sequence-specific DNA binding. Gene Ontology annotation, cellular component: nucleus. Lineage: Eukaryota; Metazoa; Arthropoda; Insecta; Hymenoptera; Encyrtidae.
AUGGAACCAAGUGAGCCUAGAGACUUUUCGGAAAUGCGUGAGGAGGACUUUGUUGCGGAAAAUUACAUAUUUAUGAAAGAAGAAUUAAUUAUUACAGAUCCUGCAAAUCAGCUAGAUUGUGUCCAAACAAAUAUUCUUAGUAACUUGCAAAAUGUUAAAAACGAUGAAUCUGCAUUAGAUAUAACUCCAAUGGACGUAAUUAGUACUAAAUUGGAAGAAGGCACAAAUGGCUCAGAAUUUUUUCAGGAAGAAGAUAAUGAUACGAAAAAUGAUGAUGGUGAUGACAUUGUAAUAAUUUCAGAGGAAAAAAUAAGUGAGUCCACACCAAAGCCAAAAAAAAGUGUAAUUAUUCCAGAAAUCGUUAAACAAAUGAUGAUUAUAAAAUCUGAAAUGCGUAAAGGCAAGAGAGUACCGUCAAAUAUCGUUUUCGUCAAAAAGUGCAGAUUAUGCCAAAAAAUCCAAAAAGAAUCAAGAUCACAGACGAUGAUAAAAUGCCAAGAUUGCGAUUCAAGGUGUUUCUUAUUCCAAUGUUUACUCUGCUUUAAAAGAUAUACGACGGUUACUGAAGUAUUUACACAUAUUAACAAAAAACAUGCCGAUAAGGUACAAAGAAAAUGUACAGAAAAUUAUCAGCAACAAUCUCCCAAAGGAAUACGAGUCACAUCAAACAAGUACCUUGAUACAAAUGAAAAGUUUCAUUUUACUCAGGCACAAAAAUCAGUUAAUAUAUCAUCAUCUGUAAAUAAUGCUGGCACUGUAGAACCUACAAAAGAAAAAGAAGAUAAAGAACAUGAUCCUGAAGGUUUAAUGAGUUGUUCUAAUCCUCCUGUUGAAAUUCUUCUCAAGGAAGACAUUCCCCUGAAACAAACAGAAAUAGACAUACGUGAGGAAAUUCAACUAUUCCGUUGUACUCAGUGCGAUUAUUCAACUUCAUUCAAGCGCUAUUAUCAGGAGCAUGUCAGGAGGCGUCAUCUUACCAUCGAUCCAAAUAACUAUACUACAUGCCCAGAUUGUAAGAAACAAUUUCGAUUGCUCAAAGAUCUUAAAUCUCAUUUGAGCCACUGUGGCAAGGAGCCCUAUCUUAAGUGCAAAUUUUGUGAGUACAAAACGAAUCGUACAGGCACAUUAAAAGUACACAUGCAGAGUCACUUGGUAAAGGAGAAAGCUGUAAAACUUGUAAACGCGCUCGUAGAUUCUGGUCAAUCAAAUGGCAGUGGUAUCAAGAACGCAGAUUUGGAACAAAGUUUGGAUCAGUUUAGUUCCAGUGUAUCUGAUGCUCUCAGUACCAGUAUGUCUGAGCAGGAAAUGGUGGAAAAUCAAAUGAAAAAUUCCAUGCAAGCCUACUGCCCAAAAUGCAACAAACGAGUCAGGUCGUUGAAGAAAAAAAAAUGCUCCAAGUGCAACAACUUACUAGUAUACCGCUGCAAAGUCUGUAGUUGCACACAUGCAAACUUGUCAGAGUUGCAUCAGCACGUAAUGCGCAUCCACUUUGCUCAUCGGGAAAAGCCGUGUCCAAAAUGCAGAAAAAUGGUGGUUGAGCUGCGCACCCACCUUAAGAUCUGCGGGGUCAAGCCGAGUUACAGCUGCACUCAAUGUUCGUUCAAGACGAAACAUCAUUACAGCUACGUUGCCCACAUGCGCCACAAACACCAAACCGAUCGCAAAGACUUUUAUAAAUGUGAAAGGUGCUCCAAAGAGUUUGCUGUUUUGCGAUAUCUGCAUCGACAUCAGAAACAUUACUGUGACACGCAACCCAAGUACGGUUGCGCACACUGUAGCCUUAGAACUCGUUCGAAAGGGAAUCUCGUACGGCAUAUCAGUCUGUUGCAUAUGGAAACUAUGUCCGAUGUAAAAUUCAUCUGUAAAAAGUGUCAAACUGAAUAUCGAAAUCUCUACAUGUAUGACAUUCAUAUUAAGCACUGCAACAAGAAGGAUGUUAACGCGUAA